Messenger RNA from Callorhinchus milii (elephant shark), 4299 nucleotides. Its product is annotated as ephrin type-B receptor 1. NCBI's taxonomy places the organism in Eukaryota, Metazoa, Chordata, Chondrichthyes, Chimaeriformes, Callorhinchidae. The transcript has 17 exons. Gene Ontology annotation, molecular function: ATP binding; protein binding; transmembrane-ephrin receptor activity. The record is from RefSeq and is a predicted model, not a curated record. Gene Ontology annotation, biological process: axon guidance; cell surface receptor protein tyrosine kinase signaling pathway; protein phosphorylation. Gene Ontology annotation, cellular component: plasma membrane; neuron projection. Bases 145 to 3093 code for a protein of 982 amino acids.
CUGAAAUGUGACACAUAUAUACACCGUUGUUUAUAUAUAUAUAUAUAUUUCAUAUUACAUAUAUAUAUAUAUCUAAGGUGCACGAUACCGAUCUGGAAUAUAGCAAUCAGGAGGAGACCCUAAAGCAACAUUUAAACCAUCGCAAUGGAUUUCAUUCUAGUUCUCUGCUUCUUGUCUUCAGUUGCUGCGGUUGAAGAGACCCUGAUGGACACUCGAACUGCCACUGCUGAACUGGGCUGGACAGCAUAUCCUGCAUCUGGGUGGGAAGAAGUAAGCGGAUACGACGAAAAUCUGAACACGAUCCGCACAUACCAAGUCUGCAAUGUCUUUGAAUCCAACCAAAACAACUGGCUGUGGACUACUUUCAUAAACCGUAGGGGAGCCCAGCGGCUGUAUGUGGAGAUGAGGUUCACGGUGCGAGACUGCAGUAGCAUUCCCAAUGUCCCUGGCUCUUGUAAAGAAACGUUCAAUCUGUAUUAUUAUGAGACGGAUUCCGGAUUGACUAUUAAAGGCGCUGCGCUUUGGACAGAGAUGCCGUACCUCAAAGUCGACACGAUCGCUGCUGACGAAAGUUUCUCCCAGGUGGACUUCGGCGGGAGGUUGAUGAAGGUCAAUACUGAAGUGCGCAGCUUCGGCCCCCUGAGCAAAAACGGGUUCUACCUGGCAUUCCAGGACUACGGGGCCUGCAUGUCCCUGCUGUCCGUCCGUGUCUUUUUCAAAACCUGCCCCAGCGUCAUUCAGAACUAUGCCGUGUUCUCCGAAACCAUGACAGGCACGGAGAGCACCUCGCUGGUCAUCGCCAAGGGCACCUGCGUUCCCUUUGCCAAGGAGGUCGACGCACCCAUCAAGCUGUAUUGCAAUGGUGACGGGGAGUGGAUGGUGCCCAUCGGAAGCUGCACCUGCAAGGCAGGCUACGAGCCUGAGAAAGGAGUGGCGUGCAAAGCUUGCCAUCCAGGCACAUUUAAAGCAAAGCAAGGAAGUGACCCUUGCAACCCCUGCCCCGCCAACAGCAGAUCCUUGACGGAAUCGGCCGAUGUCUGUAUCUGCCGAAACGGAUAUUACAGAGCGGAUUUCGACAUGGCAGACCUGCCCUGUACAAGUGUUCCUUCAGGCCCACGCAACGUGAUAUCCAGCGUGAAUGAAACCUCCAUUAUCCUGGAGUGGCACCCGCCCCGCGACGUUGGUGGCCGGGAUGACGUCAUGUACAACAUCGUCUGCAAGAAGUGCAAUGGCAACCGCAAGUCCUGCACCCGGUGCGACGACAAUGUGGAGUUCGUGCCGCGCCAGCUGGGGCUGACCGAGACCAGAGUGUUCAUCAGCAGCCUCUGGGCCCAUACCCCGUAUACGUUUGAGAUCCAGGCGGUGAACGGAGUCUCCAGCAAAAGUCCCUACUCCCCACAGCACGUGUCCGUCAAUGUGACCACCAACCAGGCUGCUCCCUCCACUGUUCCCAUUAUGCAUCAGGUGAGCUCCACAAUGAGUAGCAUCACUCUGUCGUGGCCACAACCGGAGCAACCAAACGGGAUCAUCCUGGAUUAUGAGAUUCGAUACUAUGAAAAGGACCAGAAUGAGUAUAAUUCUUCGGUGGUGAAGAGCCAGACAAACACGGUGCGAGUCGAUGGGUUACGGCCUGGCAUUGUCUAUGUAUUGCAGGUGCGAGCCCGGACAGUAGCUGGUUAUGGCAAAUACAGCGGGAAAAUGUGCUUCCAGACACUGACAGAUGAUGAUUACAAAUCCGACCUGAGGGAGCAGUUGCCGCUGAUCGCUGGCUCUGCCGCCGCGGGGGUGGUUUUCAUCGUCUCACUGGUUGCCGUCUCCAUCGUCUGCAGCAGGAAGCGAGCGUAUGGGAAGGAAGCCGUGUACAGUGAUAAACUUCAGCAUUACAGCACAGGUCGUGGUUCUCCCGGAAUGAAGAUCUACAUUGAUCCAUUCACUUAUGAGGACCCAAAUGAGGCCGUUCGGGAGUUUGCCAAGGAGAUUGAUGUCUCUUGUGUGAAGAUUGAGGAAGUAAUUGGAGCAGGAGAAUUUGGAGAAGUGUACAAAGGGCGACUCAAACUACCUGGCAAGAGAGAAAUCUAUGCUGCUAUCAAAACCUUGAAGGCUGGCUACUCGGAGAAGCAGCGCAGAGAUUUCUUGAGUGAGGCGAGCAUAAUGGGGCAGUUUGAUCACCCAAAUAUAAUCCGCCUGGAAGGGGUGGUGACAAAAAGUCGUCCUGUCAUGAUCAUUACUGAGUUUAUGGAGAACGGAGCUUUGGAUUCAUUCCUGAGGCAGAAUGAUGGGCAGUUCACGGUAAUCCAGCUGGUGGGAAUGAUGAGAGGCAUCGCGGCAGGGAUGAAGUACCUGUCCGAAAUGAACUACGUCCACCGGGAUCUCGCCGCACGAAACAUUCUGGUGAACAGCAACCUUGUGUGCAAAGUGUCAGACUUUGGCCUCUCUCGCUACUUGCAGGACGAUACCUCAGACCCCACCUACACCAGCUCUCUGGGCGGAAAGAUCCCUGUGAGAUGGACGGCACCAGAGGCGAUAGCGUACCGAAAAUUCACUUCAGCCAGUGACGUUUGGAGUUACGGAAUUGUGAUGUGGGAAGUGAUGUCAUUUGGAGAAAGACCCUAUUGGGACAUGUCAAACCAAGAUGUCAUCAAUGCUAUUGAGCAGGAUUACCGCCUUCCGCCUCCGAUGGACUGUCCCGCUUCCCUGCACCAACUCAUGCUGGACUGCUGGCAGAAAGACCGUAACGCCAGGCCUAAGUUCGCCCAGAUUGUCAACACUCUGGACAAAAUGAUUCGAAAUCCAGCCAGCCUCAAGACCAUGGCGACCAUCACUGCAGUGCCUUCCCAGCCUCUAUUAGAUCGUAGUGUCCCGGACUUCACAACUUUUACCUCGGUGGAGGAAUGGCUUAGUGCCAUCAAGAUGAGCCAAUACCGAGAGAACUUCCUGAGCGCUGGCUUCUCCUCCCUCCAACUGACCACUCAGAUGACGUCAGAGGAUCUGUUAAGGAUAGGGGUCACUUUGGCUGGUCACCAGAAGAAAAUACUGAACAGCAUUCAGUCAAUGAGGGUACAAAUUAGCCAAGCUCCAUCGGCAAUGGCAUGACAGCAGGGAAGCACGGGACAUGUCUAAAAGCACUGGAGGAAAGCGAAACAAAGACACAGACUAUUUCUCAUGGGCUUGACCAUUCUUAUGAAGGAAACGUAUUGUUACUGUCUAUCAGAUUGAUCCUCGGCCUAUUCAGAAACCUUGUAUUCCUCUACUAAAGACAAAGCAGAUUGAAGACCCCAAUCAGACUCGACUUUCUUUCCCCUCUCCCUUCAUUAAUUCAGGGCCUGCGAAACUGGAAUCAAUGAACAUCCCAUUUCUCCCAAAGAAUGAAGUAGAACCUUCCAUGCUGUGAUAUUCUUCGAUGUUUCUUAAAUACACUUUCUCUUUCUCGAAUGGUGUUCUCCUGACAUCAUUGCCAAGGGACUGGCUCUUGUCCUACGACGGAUUCCGAAUCCUUUUAUAUCUUCAUAUUGAAGAUGAUGAGAACUAAUCAUUCGUUUGCUUGCAUUUUCUGCAACUACCGCUGUUGUUUAAUAGCAAUGACUUUGAACACUGGCUGAUCACCAGCCGGCUGUGGUUGUACAAAGGGGAAUAGGUAUUUAUCAUACAGGACUCUCAAGGCUGUGCUUGUGGCUGGGAUGCCAUCUAGUUGGGCUCAAUAUUAAUUGUUUUGAUUGACGUUGUACAGAGAAGCUGUGAUUUUGGAAAAGCGGUGCACGUUGACGCCAGUGUGGACAAUUUCCCCAAACCCACUCGCGAUGAGGUGCAGUCGAAUGACUCUGUGCAGUACCUUCAGUCUUGUGCUGCACUGCUCAUUAAUGGACUCAUUGUAGACUUUUCCUUUGUGUUGGUGCUUAUUGAAGCUCCAGUGAUGUAGAUUUAACACAGUGUUCCGAACUUCGCUGCUUCAACUUGCUGGAAGAGCCGACGGAACGACAGGACUGAAUGUUUGAAGUGGUCACGCACCCCUUUAAUUCAACAGGACUUCAAAAUGGAUACAUUAUGUCCGCAGUACCUUCUCUCCCAUGAUUUUGCGCACUUACACGAUGGCUCUCAGAUGUAUAAAACGUAUUGGCAUGUUGCAAGCAGCACAUUGUAAAUACAAAGUGAAAAGCUGUGGAAAAAAAACAGCUUUUUUUGUUUCCUUGUACAUUUCUAGUUUGUUAUCUGUGUGGAGUAUGUUUAAGUUUGUAACAGUAACUUUCAGAAAAUAUUGUACUAAAAUGCACUCAAUAAAGAUGAAUCCAACAUGAUCCAACA